Colletotrichum fioriniae is the source of this 336-nucleotide messenger RNA. The record is from RefSeq and is a predicted model, not a curated record. Lineage: Eukaryota; Fungi; Ascomycota; Sordariomycetes; Glomerellales; Glomerellaceae.
AUGGCCCCAACGUCCAAGGCGCCCGAGUCCGCCUCCCCGACAACGACCGGGCCCGAUGGCGACUCGUCUGUGGAUAACAUUGCCCAGGCCUACAAGGACCUGCUAAGAGGCGAGCAGGCGGCCAGCGCACUCGAGGCCAACCUGACGAACCUCGAGGGUAGACUUGACGCGCUGCUAGCCGCGUUCGAGUCGGUUCAAGAGCCCAACGAGGACGGAACCGUGACACCGCCCGGCCAAGAUGCGAAGAAGCUGGACGACACGGUCCCUACCAAAACCUCCAAUGGUGGAACCCAGAGCUCCGAGUCCGAGUCUCCCGAGGCGGCGAAGAAAGCCUAG